Messenger RNA from Aspergillus pseudotamarii, 759 nucleotides. Its product is annotated as PHD finger protein. The record is from RefSeq and is a predicted model, not a curated record. The coding region runs from base 1 to 759 and encodes 252 amino acids. Lineage: Eukaryota; Fungi; Ascomycota; Eurotiomycetes; Eurotiales; Aspergillaceae. The transcript has a single exon.
AUGGCGCUAGGUGCUGGAAAACCGCACAACUUAGUCUGCUCUGGUUGCCGUAAUCCUGGCAACUUGAUAUUGUGUGAAACUUGCUGCAGGUCUUACCAUACUCACUGCCUGCCAUCGCAAGAUGCCUCCAUAUUGACUGGGCCAUUCUACUGCCCAUCCUGCAGACACAAACGCUGGGAUCAGUCACCACCUCAAUUCGACAGGUCCGCAGCUUCCUCGAACGCCUCGCGGAGCAGUACCCCCGGUGCAAAUUGCUAUAGCCGAGUCACCAGUCCCCGUGAAUAUGCUCCUAUAGAUGGGCGCCGGCCUUUGGCAAGUCUAGGCCCAUUGGCAGGGCCCACCCAGGUCCAGUCUAUACGAUCUUCGGCUGAUGUCGACCGCCAACAGUCUUCUGAACAUCACAGGAAUUUUGCGACUCUGGAAACUGACAUCCUGUCCCGCGCUAAAAACCUCCUUGUUGAUUAUGGUCAGCUUGAUGCUGACAAAGACAUAAGGCCCGAGCUCUUGCUGAAAUUGGCGUCUAUGAUGUCAGAGCUCGAAGUCCAGCAAUCACUGCAACAGGAGGUUCAGGAACUGAAGGCAGAAAAUGUUGCUUUGCGAAAUGAAAAUGCAAACUUCCGGGCAUACUUUACCUCCAGGCUGCCAACAAACGAGCCCCUGAUCAACUCUUCAUCAAUUAAUCCUCUUCCGAUCUUGCCAAGGCCGCCGUCCGAUACGGACGGGAAGUCUUGGGAUAGAAUCGUGAUGGAUUUAAUCUAG